CAGGCUUGGGUUUGGCCAGUGGCCAGGUGCUCCCCGCCUUCCUGCUUUGCAGCACGCUGCUGGUCAUCAAGAUGCACGUGGUGGCUGUCAUCACGGGCCAAGUGAGGCUUCGGAAAAAGGCUUUCACGAACCCUGAAGAUGCCCUCAGACACGGAGGGCCCCAGUACUGCCAGAGUGACCCGGAUGUGGAGCGGUGCCUCCUAGUGCACCGGAAUGACAUGGAGACCAUCUACCCCUUCCUCUUCCUGGGCCUCGUCUACUCUUUCCUGGGACCUCACCCUUUCGUUGCCUGGAUGCAUUUCCUCAUCUUUAUCGUAGGCCGUAUGGUACACACCGUGGCCUAUCUGGGCAAGCUGCGGGCGCCCAUCCGCCCCGUGGCCUAUACCCUGGCCCAGCUCCCUUGUGCCUCCAUGGCUCUGCAGAUCCUCUGGGAAGCAGCCCGCCACCUGUGACCGGCAAGCAGUUGACACCUCUUGGCUCCCACACUUGGUGGGUGGAGAGCCGCCAUGGCUGGACCUAGGGACUUGGUAUCCCUUCCAGACUGAGACAGGCUCAAGGCCUGAGUUCCUGGCCACUCCUGGGCCCAAUGUGUGUUUGUGUGUCCAUGUGUCUGCGUGUGUGUACCCCAUGUGCAUGCAUGGGUGUGUUUCUUAGCCUCUUGGCUCCUGGAUGAAGUAAGUGGCCUAUUGGAACCACUUAGAGAUGACUUGUCAUGAUAAAUAGAACAUCCUUCACCUCAAA
This is a messenger RNA of Jaculus jaculus (lesser Egyptian jerboa), 741 nucleotides long. It is a transcript of the gene Ptges, whose product is annotated as prostaglandin E synthase. Gene Ontology annotation, molecular function: prostaglandin-E synthase activity. The transcript has a single exon. The record is from RefSeq and is a predicted model, not a curated record. Bases 72 to 452 code for a protein of 126 amino acids. Lineage: Eukaryota; Metazoa; Chordata; Mammalia; Rodentia; Dipodidae. Gene Ontology annotation, biological process: prostaglandin biosynthetic process. Gene Ontology annotation, cellular component: membrane.